Messenger RNA from Aspergillus affinis, 1563 nucleotides. RefSeq names its product MCT family MFS transporter. The coding region runs from base 1 to 1563 and encodes 520 amino acids. Gene Ontology annotation, molecular function: transmembrane transporter activity. The transcript has 2 exons. Lineage: Eukaryota; Fungi; Ascomycota; Eurotiomycetes; Eurotiales; Aspergillaceae. Gene Ontology annotation, biological process: transmembrane transport. The record is from RefSeq and is a predicted model, not a curated record.
AUGGCAGAUAAUACUCCUAUCGAUAUCCUUCAUUCGCGGGAUCCUGAUCGAAGAGAUCCUGCUGCCAAAAACUCGCCCAAAGACUCUCCCACCAUUCGCCCGGACCAGGGCGUCUCGCCACCGGUAGAAGCACAACGAAAUACUGACGCUAAAAGUCUGGAGACCAAAUACCAGCAGGAUGUCGUGCCCGACGGUGGUUACGGCUGGGUCUGCGUUGCGUGCGUGUUCUGGAUCAAUGCUCACACAUGGGGGAUCAACAGCAGUUAUGGUGUAUUCCUCUCCCACUACCUCUCGCACGACGUAUUCCCCAACACCUCGGCCUUGGCCUAUGCAUUUACUGGUGGUCUGAGUAUCUCGUGCGCUCUUUUGGUUGCUCCGUUGGCAACGUAUCUCAUCCAUGUCUGUGGAACCCGGCUGGUGCUCAAUUUGGGUGUCUUUUUUGAAACCAUUUCCCUAAUCGGAUCAUCUUUUGCCACUCAGCGGUGGCACAUCUUCUUGAGCCAAGGUGUCUGCUUCGGAUGGGGCAUGGGCUUUUUGUUUGUUGGUAGCGUGGGGAUCACUCCCCAGUGGUUCCUUCGGCGACGAAGUCUCGCCAUGGGCAUCAAUGCCGCCGGGUCCGGCCUAGGGGGGUUGAUUUACUCCCUCGCGGUGGGCGCCAUGAUCCCUAGAUUGGGCCUUAGCUGGGCGUUUCGGAUCCUCGGAAUCAUCGCCUGCGUAGUCAAUCUGGUCGGGGCAAAUUUGCUCAGGGACCGCAACAAGGAUGUGGGCAGCCGCUACCGAGCCUUUCAUCUACCAUUGUUGAAGCGUCCCGAGUUCCUCCUUUUUCUAGGAUGGGGAAUCCUCAGCAUGCUGGGCUAUGUCGCAAUUCUAUUCAGCCUGGCCAAUUUCGCCCUCUCCGUCGGCCUGUCCUCCCAUCAAGGUAGUAUCGUCAGCGCGCUGCUUAACCUGGGCCAAGGUCUUGGUCGACCCUUUGUGGGUAUGUUCAGUGAUAAACUUGGGCGCAUUAAUAUCGCAACGUUUCUUACCUUUCUCUGCGGCCUGUUCUGUCUCGUGAUUUGGAUUUUUGCACGGAGUAUGGGCGUUGUCUGCUUUUUCGCAGUCCUGGUUGGCACAGUCGCGGGCACAUACUGGGCUACUGUCACGCCAGUCCUUGCCGAGAUCAUGGGCCUGAGAGACCUACCCAGCGGGCUCAGUAUCAACUGGAUCAUCCUGGUCGCGCCAACUACGGUCUCCGAGGCCAUCGCUCUCCUCCUGAGAGAUAAUGACUCCAAGGACUCCGUAUAUCUGAGGGUUCAGAUAUUCACGGGCUUUAUGUACAUCGGCGCUGCAAUGUGUCUAUGGGUCGUGAGAGGUUGGAAAGUUGGGGAUUUGAUUCGAGCUCAGCAGGAGAAGUCAUCGGCGGCCAUAGCUGCUACACCUGAUUCUGUCAUGGAAGGGAGUCGCCCUGAUGCCGACAAGAAACGGGACCCUUCGGUGGCACCGCCUGUCCAGUCUGGUCCUUUGCUGCAGCCUUGGUCUCUACCUGUUUUAGUGCGUGGGAUGGUGACAUUGAAAAAAGUAUAA